GCCCCGAGCCCGCCGGCGCUCCCCAUGCCCGUGUGGUGCUGCCGCUGCUCCUUGGCCGGUCACUUCAGAAGUUACAGUGGCCCUGAAACUGAAGGACAGCUUUUGAAUUCCUUCGUCCAGUAUUUUGGUGAUAGCCUUGGGAGGAAGAUUAAAAGAAUGCCUUUAAUUGAAGAAACUGUUCUGCCUGGGGACUCCCUCCUUACUCUGCCUGUAGUAAUAAUAGGAAAUGGACCUUCGGGAAUUUGUCUUUCUUACCUGCUGUCUGGAUACAGGCCAUAUUUAUCUCCUGAAGCUAUACACCCAAACCCCAUUCUGCAUACGAAAUUAGAAGAAGCUCGACAUCUUUCCAUUGUUGAUCAAGAUCUGGAGUACCUGUCUGAAGGCCUCGAAGGACGCUCUUCAAACCCAGUUGCAGUGCUUUUCGAUACGUUGCUUCAUCCUGAUGCUGACUUUGGGUAUGACUACCCGCCGGUUUUGCACUGGAAGCUAGAACAACAUAAUUAUAUUCCCCAUAUAGUGCUUGGUAAAGGACCACCUGGUGGGGCUUGGCAUUCCAUGGAAGGCUCUAUGCUAACAAUCAGUUUUGGAGACUGGAUGGAAUUGCCUGGCCUCACCUUUAAGGAGUGGGCAGCUAGCAAACGCAGAAAUAUAAAGAGUGAUCGAGUAAUGCCAGAGGAAAUAGCUUGUUAUUAUAAACACUAUGUUAAAGUCAUGGGCCUCCAAAAGAAUUUCAGAGACAACGUUUACAUAACAUCAGUAUCCAGGCUUUACCGAGGAAAGGAUGAUGAAAAUAGAAGUCAACUAAAUGAAGAUAUUUCAACACAGCAUUUGGAAAUGGAAGAUGGACAGAAAUCACUGAUUAAGAGAAACUGGGAAGUCAGAGGUUAUCAGCGAGCAACAGAUGGUUCUCAUGUGCCCUUCUGCCUGUUUGCUGAGAAUGUGGCUCUUGCCACAGGAACCUUUGAUUCUCCUGGCCGACUACAAGUUGAAGGAGAAGACUUUCCUUUUGUGCUUCAUUCCAUGUCUGACUUCGGAGCUGCUAUCAGCAAAGGAAAGUUACGUGGGAAGGCAGACCCUGUGUUAAUUGUGGGUGCUGGACUUACAGCAGCUGAUGCAGUACUGUGUGCCUACAACAACAACAUCCCAGUAAUCCAUGUGUUUCGUAGAAGAGUUACCGAUACAAGUCUAAUUUUCAAACAGUUACCUAAAAAACUUUACCCUGAAUACCAUAAGGUCUAUCAUAUGAUGUGUACUCAGUCCCAUACUGUGGACUCUAAUCUACAUUCUGCUUACACUAGUUUCCCUGAACACAAUGUACUUUCCUUCAAGCCUGAAAUGAAAUGUGUUCUUCAGAAUGCCUCCGGACUGAAGAAAAUUUUGAAGUUUUCUGUAGCCUUAGUUCUGAUAGGUUCCCACCCAAAUCUUUUCUUUCUAAAGGACCAAGGACAUAGCAUAGGUCAUCACUCUAAUCAGCCCAUCACAUGCAAGGGGAAUCCUAUAGAGAUUGAUCCAUACACUUACGAAUGCACUAAAGAAGCUAACCUCUUUGCUUUAGGUCCUCUGGUGGGAGACAAUUUUGUACGGUUUUUAAAAGGAGGUGCAUUGGGCAUUGCACGAUGCUUGGCAAUAAGACAAAAGAAGAAACAUGAAUUGAUUGAAAGUGGGGAUGGAGGAGGUGAUGGGGUACCAUAAAUGAAACAUUAGAAACUUUCACAUGCAGAAUUACAGACGUAGUCUAACAGAACACUCACUGACAGCGAAAGUUGAUAGCAGUCACAUUUCUGUUGUAUACAAGUAACCUGCGCUUGUAUUGCUUGGUAAAGGAUGCUGAUACUACAAUACUUCACCUUUUCAAAAUACAAAAAAUUGAUCUGCUAUUACAACUGAUCUCUACUCAACUGGAAUUACUUCCAGAUAAACAGAAAAUGAGACUAACUUGCAUUGACCUGCCUGUCAUCUCUUGCUCAGCUACAAGAGCAGACUUCCUCUGGGAAAAGCAAUGCCUACCAGAGUGGCUUUACAUUGUAGUGUCAAAUGUGACAAAAUAUUCUUACCAUGAAAUUAAAAUAACUUCUAAAAGCAGAAAGCUUGCUUAGUACAAAGUGAUUCUUGGUCCCAAAGCAAAUUUGGAGCCUUCUGCUUGAAACAAGGAUUUUAUUUAUUUGCCAUAGUAAUACAGUAAUACUUGGAAUGAGCACUUAGUAAAAUGGUUUUUACUAUAAGAAUUAUUUCUGUAAGCAAGAAGUAUUCCUUAACAGUUAUAAAUUAUCCCAUUUGAUAAUUGGAAUAAAAGAAUAAGCAUUCCCAUUUAAUCUUUAACGCAUGAUUUGACGCAAUCCAUUAAUGUUUUUUCACACUAUGCCUAGAGUUGGGUGAGUGCAGAAAGACUAACAUGAGAUGUUCCCCUGCAGUGAUAUGUACAUUUCUGAGAAUAUUCAUUAACAUAAACAAUAAAGUACUGAUGUAAGUGCUCUUA
Messenger RNA from Gymnogyps californianus (California condor), 2476 nucleotides. It is a transcript of the gene OSGIN2, whose product is annotated as oxidative stress induced growth inhibitor family member 2. The transcript is spliced from 6 exons. NCBI's taxonomy places the organism in Eukaryota, Metazoa, Chordata, Aves, Accipitriformes, Cathartidae. The record is from RefSeq and is a predicted model, not a curated record. The coding region runs from base 25 to 1692 and encodes 555 amino acids.